AAUGCACCGCGCGAGCGGACCGGUCCGCCAUGUUUGUGUAUGACUUCAGCGCCGUCUUUACAUAAAACCCACUGUGUAUCAGCUCGACUCCCAAAAUACCAAAAAAAAACAUACACACACACCGUCUAUAUCUGUCCAAAUGCACCUAUCCACGGUUAUAAGGAAACAAACACCCUGAAGACACCUGCCGUCCAGUGUGAUGGCGGCCAGUCCCCGAGAUGAGGAGUUCGAUGAGUAUGAUAAACCGGGAGCUGAGAGAUCGAGGAGACGAAGAGGAGGAGAUGAUGAUGAUGAUGAUCUGGACAGCGAUAUGGAAGGCGACCUGCUCGAGGAGGACUGGCUCUCGUCUAAGAAGAAUCCGUCAGAGCUGUCGGACGAGGAGCUUAACGACGACCUGCUGCAAAGCGACGAGGAGGAGCAGAACACCAGUGGGCAGGGUGCAGUAGUGAGCCUGAACGCGACGUUGGGUUUCAGCGAAUCGUACGAGCUCCAGGAGGACGAUGCUUACACAGCGGAGGAGUACGAAGCGUCUGCUGCGGGGGGGCAGAUGGAGGAGGAGGAGGAGGAGGAGGGGGGGUACAGGACAGAGGAGUACGGAGGAGAGGAAGAGGGAGUGGAGUAUAACACAGGAGGAAACGAAGACGAGGUGCUGGACCUGCAGAUCAACGAGCCGCUCGACGACGAAUUUCAAGUCGAGGAGUACGGCGUCGAGCCCCAGGAAAUGGCUCCGGCGGAGGGGGAGGAGCUUGGAGAGGAAGUCGAAGACGUCUCGCAGGUUACGGAAGCAGAAGAGUUGGCCGAAGCAGAACCCGAGACCGGAGCGAAAGAAGAAUCCGACGAGGAUGAGGAGGAGGACGAGGAAUCGGAGCGGCUGCGCUUUAAAACCGAGCGUAAGGACAGCACCGUGGUCCGUCUCUCCGACGCCAGCAGCAAACGCCGGAGCAUUCCGGAAACUCUGGAACUGACAGAAGAGGCCAAAGCAGACCUGCAGCAGUUUGAGGAAAAGGAACGGCAGAGGAGACAGAAUCGCUUUGGUGACCGAGGGAGAGGACGAGGAAGAGGAGGAGGAGGAAGAGGGAGAGGAGGACCUCCAUCGUUCGGCAUGGGGGGUUUCCGUAAAGAUGGAUGCGCGGGUCAAGGGAGGAUGAACGAAUCCAGACCGCCGCUGAUCCCAAUGAACAUGGGCAUGCAGCCCAGAAUGGUUCCUCCUCAGUCCCAUCGUCCACAGCCCCGCCCCUCCGUCCAACGUGUAGGUCCGGGUCUAUUCCCGGCACCGCUCAUCCCGAUUCCCCAGCAGCCCUUGCAGUCCCUGAUGCCUCCGCGCUCGCCCGCGCCGCACCAGAGGCCGCAGCAGGAACUGCACCCGCAACGCCCGCACGGGCACGCGCACCCACUUCCACACGCACACUCCAACCACCAGCAGCAGCAACAACAACAGCAGCAGCAGCAGCAUCAUCCCAAGAACAUUCACAUCAACCCGCAUUUCAGAGGGCCGUCGCCGUCCUCGCCUGUUCCGCUGAUAUCGUCCUCACCGAAUCAGCCCAGACCCAACCUCGGCCAUCAGAGAUUUCCGGGCCCUGUGGAUUUCCCGCAACACCUCCAGGGUAAUUUCCUCCAGGCUCAGAGACCCCCGCCUCAGGAGCAGUGGAGGGGACCGCCGCCACCUCCUCACCAGGAGAGGGAGCCAUUCUACAGCAGCGAGCCACGUUUCCCAGCGCAGCCCCUGUUCGAUCUCCCAGGCUCCGCCCCCCUGUUAAACAACAGCAUCCUCUCUCUGCCCUUCCCUCAGCCGGGGCCGGGGUUCUGUCCCCCGGGUGGUGGAAUGUUCCAGAGAGACCUUCCUCCUCCUCGCCCCAAUCUGCCCCCUCCUCAGUCGUCUCCUUCCCCACCCAUGCCCCGAGGCUUCAUGGGACCCAGACAACCGUUUCCUCCACAGCAGCACAACGCCCCCUUCAGUCCGCCCCACACGCCGUUCGGCAUGCAGCCUCUAAUGCAGCCUCAGCAUCAUGACCCGCCCCCACCACCGCAUCAUCACCCAAUGCACCACCACCAGCAGCAACACAGACAGGAAGUCCCGCCUCUGCGUCAUAAUCAUCACCACCACCACCAGCAGCAACACCAGGGCCAGCCUGGGGAGCCGCGGUCCAUCAUGCACCUUUCACACCCGCCCUUCCGUCAGCCCAUUCCGGGCGGACCUAGACAGAUGAAACCCCGCCCACAAAACAACAUGGGGCGCAUGAGAAUGGGGUCUCCUUCGUCCCUGCAGCAGCUCCAGAGCCUCUCUCAGCGCAACAGUAACCUGCGUGAGCUCCCCAUUGCACCCGGGAACAUGGACCCCGCCCGCCCGCCUCAGCCUAGACCCGUCACCAAGACCGCUCAGAACGCCAGGCCCGGGCUGGGGCCUGGGGGAGGAGCCAUUGGGCGAGGGCGGGGUUUUGUUAAACCCACCCCACCUACAAGUGCUUCAGAGAUAAAGAAUGAAAUACCAGCUGCACAGACGAGCACACCUGUCCAAAAACCAACGCAAAACACACCCGCGCAGGACGAGGAGGAGGACGAGGAGACGCGUCAGUACCGACUGAAGAUCGAGGAGCAGAAGCGAUUGCGAGAAGAAAUCCUUAAACGUAAAGAGAUGCGCAGGCAGAUGCAGGCCGGGGCCCGCAAAAAGGAGCUCCUGGAGCGCCUCGGGGGCCAAGUACCCGCCCAAGCACCCCCCACGCAGACCCCGACUCAACCCCCGACUCAACCCCCCAUUCAACCCCCGACCACCCCGACUCAGCCCCCAUCAACCGCCCCCAACGGCAUCAAAUCCCGUCUACAGAACCCCAGCCUGGAGCAAAAGCCGCGCGUUCAGAACCCACAGAGACCCGCUCCACAGCUCCCGGGUGCCAGCGUGGGCGUGACGGCGCCCCCAGUGGAGAAGAUCACACCGGUCCAGACGCAGGCCAACACCAUAAGGAAGAGGACGGUCAUGCAGCGGCUUAACAGCGGCGGCGUUGGCACGCCACAGAUCCCGCCAAAAGUGCGAGCUGUUAAACGAGUACUAAACCAGGGAGAUGAAGCCCCGCCCCUCCUGAAUCAGCCGCAGCAGAUGAUUGGUCGAGCCGCUCCACAGCAGAGACCGCCCGCCGGCAGGAAGGUCACGGUGGCAGCCGCUGGACCACCAACGCAACAACAACCACCACCACCGCCAGCACUGCUGCAGCCGCAUCAUCCUGAAGUGAACCAGAGUAACCGGGUGGUAGUCUCGGGCCCAGGGCGUGGUCGCGGAGCCCGAGGUGGUCGUGUGGCGCCUCAGAACAGACAGAGUAACCGAGUCGCAGAGCCUCAGCCCAGCACGGUGUCUAUAGAUGGCCUGUCGUCCUCCACCACCGAGAAUCAGAUCAAAAACCUGCUCAACUCUAUCGGCCCCAUACAGAUGUUUAAGAUGAUGCCGCAGCAGAGAAAAGCCAUCGCCACGUUCGUGAACCCUCAGCACGCUCUGAGUUUCCAGCACAGCUUCCACAGGCACAUGAUCGACCUGUCCCACAUCGACGUGACCAUUAUCGACGGCUGAGGACGAGGAAACGAUCAGCGCUAAAGCAGAGAGACCGGAGCGAGCUCCUGGAACCGAGGGCCGCGUUUUACUCUUACGAUCUCAAAACACUAAACCGAGCCUCGGAGGAACUCGCAGUGGAAACAGAAACGACUCGGAUUUUAAUCGUCCAUGGUUUCACCGUGAGCAGCUGCUUCAUGUUUUGUUUCAAUUCCUAAAACUUGUCAAACUGAGGUGGGCAGAACGCUCUGACUGAUGAGACGCCGUAGAACGUUGUUGUUGUUGUUAUUAUUAGCGUCUGCUAAUAUGAUUGUAACUGUUUUUCUUUUGUCUCUGAAUGAUAUGAGAGUUUUUAAAGCAAACCUGCGUAGUCGACAGCGAUGACGCUCGAUAGCGUUUGCUCCCGUCCUCGUUUAAACACUUUUAAAUGCACACUCCUGGACAAGAUUCUCUCCCUGAAGGCUGGAGUUGCACAUGCCGCCACCACUAGAGGGCAGCAUGCGAGUAGAAACAGAUAUGGGAGAUUUGUUGCCGCACGAUAAUCUGAAUCGCUUUGAGUAAUUUGCUUGUAUGAAGUAGCUGUAGUUCGUAUCUUGGACACGCUCAUGCAACGUAUAAUCAGCUUUUAUUACGUAGAUUUUUUUAUUUCUGAGCUCUGAUUGUGGGUUGGAAUAUUAACUUAGUAUUUGUUUUAUUAUCACAGUUUGCACAGUUGCAGGAUUUUCAGAAGAGUUAACAACACUAACAUGCAUAGUUUUCUCAUUUUCCUUAUUAGCCCUAAGGUUAUAAGAAUUUUUUUUUGAUAAUACCUUUAAGAUUUCUACAUGGUUAAAACACAACCGCAACUGUGCGUUCUGCUUACAUAUGUGAACAAUUAAGUUUUUUCUUGUGAUAAAGUCGUUAUUGAUUUUCUUUUUUCAGUUCUAUCACAGUAUUUCCAGACCUUAACUUUAACAUGCUAAGAUAUUAGCAUUUAGUCAUUUUUUUGGAAGAAGACAGCUUUUUUUUUUUCUUAAUUAGCCAUAGUUUGCUUUGUUUGUUAGAUUUUAAGGCGAGUGUCCUCUCACGGUUUCCUCAGCGGUUAUUUCUUAACGCUAGCAUCGCUCGCCGUGUCCUCAUUAUUUCCUAAUUCAGUGUCGAUCUUUUCUGUUUCGAUUAGCCAUAAAGAGGAUGCAGUAGUGCAUAGCGACAGCUUUCUUUCUUAUCUACGUCCUGACUCUGCAGUUUGAAAAGAGGAAUGCUACACAAACACUGCUAACGGCAAAACAAGAUCCUUAAUUCUUUUUUUUUUCACUUUAUCUAUGCUAACUAUCAAAGCUAUGCUAAAUAUUUAAUCUUCCUCGCUUUUCUUUCACAGCCAGAGUGUUAGAUUUUAAUCAGCAUAAGAUUUAAAGCGCACUUAGGCCCAAUGCCGUUAGGUUUUCAGCUCUUAUUUAACGUCCAAAUAAAGUGUUUGUGUCCAAAUCUUAAGUACCGUCAUGCUAGCUCUGCGCUAAAUACCUUGUAUAUAUCAAUUUGUGGAGAUCCUAAGAGGUUACAAUAUUUUCCUGAGGUAAAAACACCCCAUUUUUUAUCAAUUUGUGUGUCGCCUUGCUAAUCAGGAUUCUAGCAUGUAUAUCUCUUUUUCUGUUCUGUAUGAUAUCAUUACCAAACUCCUUGUCAGUUUCUCACUGUGACUCUGAAGGAUUAGCUUGCUAGCAUCGCUAAACUGCUUUGAGGCAAUUAUAAAAAGGUCCUUGAUUUUUUUUUUUUCCCCCCUUACAGGACUCUUUAGAAAUUUUUUAUGGCUGGAUGUGUUCUGAAGUGCAAUUUUAUUCUUCAUUUAGUGCUACUGGUUCGUCAAGAGCGACGGAUUGUUGCACUAGCUUUGCUAACCAGCCGUGCAAGCGUUUUUUUUUUUUUUUUUUUUUUUUCCCCUCUCCUCUCACGGAUUGUGAGAUAUAAUAUUUUCCUCCUCAGCCUGAGACGGAUUUCCACUUUGUCACAGUUUCUAGUGUAUCGCUGAUGAGCGCCGUAGCUGUCUAUUCUUUUUGCGCUGGUUUUCUUUUUUUAUUAAAGAGAUGGAUGUGUUCGCGUGCACGUUUCAGCUCAGGUGGUUUAACAUGAAUGAAUGCGGCUUAAUAUUUGGUUCUUUUCUCGCGAGCGUAGUAGCCGCCCCCUCAUGCUCGUUCCUUUAGUGUGAAUUAUUCAGUGCUUCUCUGCUCUGCGCUUGUCCAGGAGCAGGUGUGUGUCGGGAGCAGCCGCUAUCAGCGCUCACGAUCCUUGUAUAUAAGACGUGGCUAAACUAGACGUUUCAGAAAAUUCGACUGUAACUGCAGGUGAUUUUCUUUUUUUUUUCUUUUUUUUUUUUGAAGAUCAUAACCUUGUACUAAAACACAAACAUUGGAUUGUUUUACACGUUCUGUGAGCUGCGCGCUCAUGCCGAAGGUUUAUCUUUGCCAGGCUUAUUAUCAUUAUUAUUAUUAUUACUAUUAUUAUUAUUUGAAAAUGUUUUAAAGAUUAAAAAAACAAGGAAAAGGAACAAAAGAAUAAACGAUGGUCAUGUGUAUAUAAUGUUACGACACGGAUGUGCAGACGGGUCACUUUGUGUGCGUGAUUUGGGGGGUUCGGUGUAAUAUAUCUCUCUUCUCAUUUCACUUCACCUUCACAUUCUCCAUCCAUGUGUUUGGGGUUAAAGUGUGUGUUUUAUGUGUGUGUGUUUGUAGGGUGGUAACCCUAACCCUUAUGAAUAUUAAGAAAUUUUACAUCCUGAUGUUUUUAGAAUUUUUGGUUGUUCGACUUUUAAAGCACUUUUUUUGGUUUUUGUUUAUUUAUAUAUUCAUUUAUUUUUGAGCUCAGUCUCAAAGAAAAAUAUUUUUCUUAAACUUAACCAUGUUUUCACAUUUGAUGUUGUCUUCCUAAGACAAUUAAUUAUCUAGGAGCUGGUAAGAGCGUUGCUAUGGUUACAGGAUGCAAGAGUUUUAUUACGGUUGUCAUAUGAUUACGUGACUUCCUCUGGACAACAUUAUUAUUAUUAUUAUUAAAUACAUUCAAUUUGAGGAAAUUAAAAAAAUUAGGGUUAAAAAAAAUCAUCAAAUGUGAAAGCAACCUUAAUUCAAAACAUGCUUUAUGUAAAAUUUAAAUACAUAUCAAGGUCUUUUAUUUCAAAUUUCAAAGUGAUAGCUGAAUAUAUGAAACAGGUCAGUAUUUAUUUCUGUCUCGUCCACAGGUGUUCUCGUAAAACGUUGGUAAGACGUCGUUAUCAUUUUGUACGCGCAUGCUGAAAUUUUGCUCGUUUACAUUUUGUUUUUUAAUUUGUUUAUUUAUUUAUUUUUUUACAUUUUGAUCUUCAGAUUUAAGCACACUUUUUACAUUUGUAUUUAUAUGGAUUUUAAUUUUAUUAUUUUAACUUCGAACCGUAUCAGCUAUGCUGACCUGUGUCACGUGACACAUUUUUUUAGACGUAUAUGAGAUUUAAACUGAUAGGAACAAAUCUUAUAAGAAAACCUGGAUUCAUGUUGAAUCUUGAAGUAACUUCAUUAGAAGUUUGUGGUCACCUUUUUAUUUAUUUAUUACUAUUAAUUAACCUUAUUUUACUUGUACUAUGAUGUGGUUCAGUUAUUAGAAUCAUUUGGAGGACCUUAUUCCAUUUUGCAACAAUGUAGAAGAGGGCAUUAUUUAUUUUUUAUUUUUUACUAUGAUGAUUAUUAUUUUGCAAUGUUGGAAACUUUUCCAAAUCAAUUUUAUAUGUUGAAAAUCACUGAAACUGUUUUAUAAUUAGUAACUCCUUAAAGGAUAGACUCGUCAUUUUAGGUAAAUUUUAUAUAUUUUACUAAUUAGAUUUUUUUUCUUCUCGGGCUAGAUGUUCCAGAGACUGCUGACGGCAUGAAGGGGUUUUAAAGGAGCGGUUCAGCAACGAUUCCUCAAACGCAGUCGAUCAGCUAAAGACCGGUUUGGUGUCCGGUGUCGGCUUCUUCACUUUCUAGCAACAAGGCUAACCAUAAUGAAACAGUGCAGCCUAUAGCCUAAAGAUUUUUAUAUAUUUUUUGUAGCUGUAGGUAGAUUUGGACACUUGUUUUUAAUGAAAAUAUCAGCCUUGCAGCUCUAGUACGUAAGCUACCAUCGGACACCAAGCGCAUCAGCUGAUCUUUACUAGAUUUGAGCUCAAAACCUUAAAGGGGCAGUGUGUAAUAUUUACAGCCCUGUCGCUUUCCAGACAAUAGACCAUAAACUUUACCAAGCUGUCAACGCAAUCCCAACAACAUUGUAAUUGUCCUUGAGUUAAAGGUGGUAGAUUCAAACAGCUAUGAUUUGCCUUAGAGGAGGUGGGGCUAAAUUCAGACCUAGAAAAAUGUAAACUCAAAUCAGGGCAAGACAUUGCAUUCUUUUAAAUUUGUUAACUUGGUCAGUUCUAAAUUGCUCAUUUAGAUGCUUUAUCAGUUAUAAAGAGGAAUCUAUAAUGAACUUGGUUUUGUUCCUGCUGUGUUUUUUUUUUUUUUUUUUUUUUUUUAAGCCUUCUGCUUGUUUGAAGGACGACACUUAAAAGGAAACAUCUUAACCAGAAACCAAGUUAAGCAGGAGGCGGAGCUAACGUCUAGGUCAGAAAGAAAGAACCAGAAAAAAAGAGCGAUUCGAUAAAAAACAACAUAUAAACUACAUUAAUUCUAAAUUUUUUAUUUAAAAAUGCUCUGAUUUAUUAAAGGUUUUAAUAAUAUCCUAAAUAAUUGAGGUUUGUUAAUCUUGCAUUCUGCACCUUUACUCGCUGAACCGCACCUUUAAUACUCGGGUUUUGAUUGAACUAAUGACUGGUUUGUCCACAGAGUGUGUUUCCUGGCGAGCGGCUUUUUUAAAAACUCUAAUUCUAAGUAAUUUUUUCCCCCAGGUCCAGGGGCAGAACAACUUCACCAUCCUUUCUGUUAUCACUGUCUUUUCUCUCUUCACAGUUUUGCUAAACAUCAAAUAGAGAAUUCUGUGAAUUCCUUUAUGCUCUCUAUCAGCGAAUCGGCUUCUCCACGCUCGACUGCACCUUUAAUGUUCACAUGACCUGCCUUUUUUUAUAUUAAAGCAGGGAGGACGUGGCGUGUGGAUUUCCUUAGUUUGUUUACCGUGGAUCAGUGACGCUGCACCCAAGCGAGCAUUCACACACUCGAUCAGAGCUCCGAGUGAUUUCUCUGUUACACGCACACACACACACGCACACACUUCUGCGUUGUUGUUGGGGAUUCGAAGCGAAAGCGAACGCUCCAUAUAAAAAGACAAUGUACUGUACACUCUGAAAGUCAUGUGAUCACUCAAAACUGUGUGUUUCUCUAAACUGCUGUCAUGGCUGUACCAGUAUGUACACGUGCUCUUUUUGUCAUCAUGUAAAUGUUAAAUAAAUGCAAGCACAAAUCCCAAAACAAUAAAAUUAUCUGAAACUAA
This is a messenger RNA of Clarias gariepinus (North African catfish), 8935 nucleotides long. RefSeq names its product RNA binding motif protein 33a (gene rbm33a). NCBI's taxonomy places the organism in Eukaryota, Metazoa, Chordata, Actinopteri, Siluriformes, Clariidae. The transcript is spliced from 19 exons. Gene Ontology annotation, molecular function: RNA binding. Bases 200 to 3556 code for a protein of 1118 amino acids. The record is from RefSeq and is a predicted model, not a curated record.